Emys orbicularis (European pond turtle) is the source of this 853-nucleotide messenger RNA. RefSeq names its product GINS complex subunit 4 (gene GINS4). The transcript is spliced from 7 exons. Bases 10 to 681 code for a protein of 223 amino acids. Gene Ontology annotation, cellular component: GINS complex. NCBI's taxonomy places the organism in Eukaryota, Metazoa, Chordata, Testudines, Emydidae. The record is from RefSeq and is a predicted model, not a curated record. Gene Ontology annotation, biological process: DNA-templated DNA replication; double-strand break repair via break-induced replication.
CGGGCCGGGAUGGCGGAGGGGCCGGAGCUGCGCGAGCUGGAUUCGGACGGGAGCAGCGAGGAGCUGGUGCUGACCCCCGCCCAGCUCCUCCGCAGCCUGGAGCAGGCCUGGCUGAAUGAGAAGUUUGCCCCAGAGCUGCUGGAAAGCAAGUCUGAAAUCGUGGAAUGUGUCAUGGAGCAGCUGGACCACAUGGAGUCAAAUCUGAAACGAGCCAAGCACGGAGACCUGAAGGUCAGCAUCCACCGCAUGGAGAUUGAGAGGAUCCGCUAUGUCCUCAGCAGCUACUUGCGCUGCAGGCUUGUGAAGAUCGAGAAGUUUUUCCCCCAUAUCCUGGAGAAGGAGAAGUCCCGAGCGGAAGGAGAGCCUUCCGUCCUCUCUCCAGAGGAGUUUGCCUUUGCUAAAGAGUACAUGGCGAACACAGAAACCUACUUGAAAAACGUGGCCCUGAAACACAUGCCUCCCAAUCUGCAGAAAGUGGAUCUCCUGAGACUGGUUCCCAAACCCAACCUGGACUCCUUUGUAUUCCUGAGGGUGCAGGAGAGGCAGGAAAACAUAUUGGUGGAGCCAGAGACCGAUGAGCAGAGGGAAUAUGUGAUUGACCUGGAGGAGGGCUCACAGCAUCUGAUCAGAUACAAAACCAUUGCCCCCCUGGUGGCCUCGGGAGCAGUUCAGCUAAUUUAAGACACCACAAGACUUAAAGGGGCCAGGCAGGAGGCCCUGCAGUCUGGGGGGGCGAGUGCUGUGCACAGGACCACCUGAGAGCAUCGCUGUGCCAGUCAGCGCAUGGACGCACAACAGUUGUGGACAGUUGUAAAUACCCAUCCUGCCCCCAGCCCAGCCCGGGGACCCAGCA